Messenger RNA from Penicillium canescens, 2544 nucleotides. RefSeq lists its product as uncharacterized. The transcript has 3 exons. The coding region runs from base 1 to 2544 and encodes 847 amino acids. NCBI's taxonomy places the organism in Eukaryota, Fungi, Ascomycota, Eurotiomycetes, Eurotiales, Aspergillaceae. The record is from RefSeq and is a predicted model, not a curated record.
AUGCUGGGGCUAAGUGCCGUCGUCGCCAUUGCCGCUUCUGGCGCGGCCAUCUUCGUUGUCAUUUCGGUGGUCAGUAUAGUCGUCUGGGUCAGAUAUCGCAAAGAGCGUCAUGCAUUGGCGUUGCUUAGCUUCAAGCAGGGGCAAUAUGCAAAGGGACUGCAGUCGUUCCCAGUGGAUACUUUGACGGAGUUGAGCCAGGCGGAGGGAAGUGCUUUGAGGACGCAUGGUCAGCUUCCAUAUGGCAAGCCAAGUGAAUGGGGGCAAUUAACCUCGCGAGAGAGUUUGCUUCGUCCGAAGAACAGCUCUGAAUCUUCGAUCUCCCUCACGGAGAAAGCUCGUUCCCUCCGCAACUCGCUUUCUCGUUCUCGAUCGAAACGUCUGUCAAAGUCUUCCCACAAACCUUCCAGCAGAGAGAACCCCCGGCAAACACCAGAUCCCAACGAAGAAGAUACUGGCUUCCAUCUCGGGAUGCGGCCAAUCUCUCCCGGAUGGCCGUUCCCAUGGCCAAAGGAGCGAUCAGGGCUCUUCCCUGUGUUGGAAGAUCAUGAUUCUUCUCACGCCUUCGAUCCACCACCCAUGAUCUUCGAUGAAUCUCCCCAGCGCCUGCGAGGUGGAAGCAUCACCAGUCAAACCGCGGGUAUGGUGCCACAUCACUCUAUUCCUCCCCCACCACCAACAGCAUAUCCGCCAGAUAGAUUCAGUUAUGCUCGCAACGAUUCAGUCUCGCGCAUGUCUUCCAUGAGUUUGGAUACUACAAACAGCUCAAUUUUGGACGACGGCAGAAAUGGACCCAGGUCGGCAGAUACUGAUUUAACUUCACCUAUCUUCCCAUCAGGUGGCACAUUCGUUCCCUUCAGUGCAGCUGAUGUAGGGGUUAAGGAUGGCCGCAGGAGUUUCAUCGCGACAAAUACCUCCAUCCCACCCAUGCAUAACUUCCCUGUGCGUUCUUCUUCAACUACCGAAACUCGUCAUAAGUCUGCGUCCAUGUCACCCCGGCGCAGUAUGACAACCAUUCGGCAUUCAGAUGCUUCUGGGAAUCGGUUCAGUGGAGCUCUCCGUCGAACUGACUCACUCUCGUCGUCCAAUCCUCCGUCGAGACAUUCAUCUCUACGAUCUGGCACUCCAGUUGGCAACUCAGGUUAUCACAACUCUACAAACAGCUGGCGGUUCUCUGGCUCGCAGAUGGCUUUCGUGCCGCACUUCAGCCAGUUCCAGAACAAUCCUGACUACGAACAUGAGCAGAUGGAGAACGACCCCUUCUAUGUUGGCUCCCCUGGUGGCGGAACUCUGUUCCACCCUGUUGGCUCACCAAGCAACGCAUCUAAUAACCACAUGCCACCAAGCCCAAUGCAACGUUCAAGUCUCUCCCUCAAGGCCCCUCUACCCUCGGCACUGAAGGGAGGAAACUCACAACGCAAGGGUCACCGUCGUCAAAACUGUACCGUGGAAGAAGAGCCUGAGGACUUCGACAAGAUGGAGGAGCUGGAUCUCCGAGAAAGUACAAUUAAUAGCCCGGCGAAGCCAUUGCCCUCAUUGCCGCCAUCUUCAAUGUCGUCUCCUGCUGGUUCACGACGCAGCAAGUACGGCAGCAGACGAGGCAAGCCAGCACUUGGCUCCCUUGGACCCCUGGCUGAGGAGCCGCAGCUUACAAGUAUCAAGACCAAUGUCGACAACAGUCCUGAUAACAAGAGAAAACAUGACCCACUCUUGUCCACUGGAAACAAGCACCUGGGUCAGAACGACCGCUCUCUUCCCGACAUAUUCACCUCCAUUUCCCCUUCUGACGGCAUUUGCCUAUCCCACACCCCCUCUCCUGAACGAGUACCACCGAUUUGGGAAGUUCCCGAAGUUCCUACGCCGUCAUAUGAGAACUCCUCCCCAGGCACCGGAAGCCCUCGACGCUCCGCGGUCAAGGGACCACGGCACCAACCUCAGCCUCGCGUCACAGCAGCCCGCAGUCAAUCUACACGUGUAUCAUCAAGGUCUUCUGACCACAUGACACCAAGUCCUCUCGAAUCACCCAGCCGUCUACCUCUUGUCACGAGCAUCACCGGUACAGAGGGCAGCGACUGGCGUCGAUCCACAGAGUCCCUGCAGCGAACACGAACCGACGCAACGGACCGUACAUACCGCCGAAAUCGUGAUUCAACGGGCAGCAUGGAGGCUAGACUAGGGCCAAUUGGUGCUUCCUCGCCAUUGUAUGGUACACGCCGGCAAUCCAUAGUCCAGGACCGUGUUCAUAUCUUCGAGGACGCCAACCGCACCGAGUCGCCGUACAAAUCACCGUUCAAAUCGUCUGAUGUCCAGCCCAUUGGCACUCUCACCACCCCGGAAUCCUCUCCGACCCGGGACAAGAACAGCAUUCCCCGUUCUAUGCCCAGUAAUCUACCUUACCCGUCUGGAGUAUCUGGUCAACGCGUACCACCUACCCCUACUUCUGCUCGUCGGGGUAUGACUACCCCGACGGGCAAGGGUCUUGGUCUUGGUCUUGGAACUGCUACCCCAGCCAGUUUGUAUGAUGGUGACGGGUUCUUGCGUGAAUAA